AUGGAGAGCGCGACAGCAUCCCCCGAAGCCGAGUCGUCGCGUCGUCGAUCCGGACGCGUCGUGCGAGCCCCCGAAAAGUUCAGCCCCGAACCAGUCACCGCUCCCAAGCGCAAGAGAGGCCCGGAACACGAUGAGGACGAUGAAGGGAACGAAGACGACGAACCCGAGACGGAUGCCACGAUGAGCGACGCCGACGAAAGUGGUGACGACCGCCCUCGCGCCAGGCCCAAGAAGCGAUCGGGCGCAUCGCAAGGGAAUCGCGUGAAGAAGCCCGCCACCAAGAAACCAAAGACGAACGGGGUUGCUCCGUCUGGCCAUUCUGCCAGUCUGCCAUCUCGCCCGAAAAAGACGGUGAGGAUUGCUGCCGCCGACAAGCAGGGGGAGGGCCUUUACUCCGAUGUUUUUGCCUCGGGUUUGCCCUUAGAUGAGGUUGCCGACAAAUGGCAGACUAGAUACCAAGCCAACGAUGCUCUUGCCAUCGUCGAACUUGUCAAUCUUGUCUUGCAAUGUUCGGGCUGCGAUCUCGAGAUCACCGAAGACGACGUCCGCGACCCCGAUAAUUGUCAAGCUCGCCUGACCGAGCUUCAGGAUCUGUUCCAAGAGGAGCAAGUCACUGAGUACCCCCUCAUUUCCAGGGCGAAGAACACCAAAGCUUUCCGCGACCUCCUGACCGGGUUUUUCAGGAGUGUCGUACGUAGCGUUCACGAGACUGACAUACUGUACAACGACGCGACCUUGAUGGAAAAUCUUGUUCGCUGGAUAGCAUCCAUGUCGACUUCCUCACUCCGUCCGUUCCGACACACAGCAACCACUGUUAUUCUCUCCCUAGUGCACGGCUUGAUUGACGUCGCAAACACCCUUGAUUCUCGGAUUACUGCGAUCGAGCAGCAGAUCAAUCAAGCCAAGAGAGGCAAGAACAAGGCGAAGCUAGCGGAAAUGCAGCGCAAUCUCGAUGAGGCCAACAACAACAGAGAGCUGUGUGGCCAUCACAUCAAGGACUUUUUCGACACCACCUUUAUUCACAGAUACCGAGAUAUCGACCCGCGUAUCCGGACAGAGUGUGUCGAGGCCUUGGGAUCUUGGAUCAUUGGCCAGCCGACAGUCUUCAUGCAGCCCGAGUAUCUACGUUACCUGGGUUGGAUGCUCUCGGACGUGGUCUCUUCAACCAGACAGGAAGUCCUCAGGCAACUGGCCCGUAUCUUUAGGAAGGACAUCCAGCCUCUGGGCCACUUCAUCGACCGGUUCAGACCCCGUCUUAUUGAGAUUGCCACGAAGGAUGCCGAGGUGUCUGUCCGCGUCACGGCAAUCUCUGUUAUCAACGUCCUACGGGAUGCAGGGAUGUUGGAGCCAGACGAAGUUGACUCGAUUGGCAAGCUCAUUUUUGACAGCGACUCCAGGAUUAGGAAAGCAGUCGUCAACUUCUUUGUCUCGUGCGUCGAGGAUUCCAUCGAGAGCAAGAUGGAAGAGCUCGGCGGCCAGGAUGCACUGGACGAGCUUUUUGGCGAAAUCGAGGACGACGACUAUGACUCACCCCGCAGCACAUGGGUCAACAUCAAGUGCCUAGCGGAGAAUCUUGCAGCGUUCGAUGCGCAGGUUGAGGGCGAGCAGCAGGACACCAACCCUCACGGUCUUGCCGUUGCUGCUGAUGUCACGCAGGCGAGCGUUCCUGACACUCGCAUAUCGCUCGCCUCCCAAGCUCUUUUCGAAAAGGUACCCUAUGUCAAGGAGUGGGAGGUGCUAGCAGGAUUUCUGCUUUACGACCACACUGUCAGUUCCAAGUCCAGGUCCAAGUCGAAUGCCGCCUCCACCGAGAUUGCUUUUAAGAAAGCCGUCGGGCCCGAGGGGUCAGAGGAGGCUAUCCUCUUGGAAGUCCUGGCCUCGGCGGUCAAGAUGUCGAUGCUCCAAACCACGGAGAUUGAGAAGAACAAGAAGAAAAGCGGUCGCCCGGAGGUCACUGAGGCCCAGGAAGAGACAGCUCUGGAGCUGGCAACCGUGAUCCCGCAACUUCUCAAUAAGUUUGGAGCUGAUCCUGCCACCGCCACCAUAGUCUUGCGGAUGGAGCACUUUUUGGACUUGGAGGUUUUCCAGGCAUUACGACAAGAUUCGACCAAGUAUGAGAAGUUACUGGACGAGAUCAGCACGCAGUUCAACAGGCAUGAUGAUAAGAGGGUUGUUUCCGAAGCUGCCGCUGCUCUCCUCCAUUCUCGGCAGUAUGACGAGCUUGAGGAGCUGACUGAUGGACGGCUCGCAGUUCUUUGGGAGAACGUCAUCAACACGCUGCGAAGUUUUGACAAAACGUGCGAGCUCACCCUCCGCGGCAACCUGGAAGAGGAGCAUUUAAUUGCGCUCUCUACCGUGCUCAUGAAGAUCAGUGAGCUUGCUCGCAUCUCCGAUUGCGCUGAAGUCCUCGAAACUGAAGGUCGUGCGGCUGAAUCCAUGUCGUCUACCAUCGACAUCCUGGUUAACAUCGUCCGCCGGGGCACUUUCAAUGAGCCGAGCGAUGUCGAUGACUUGGAAGAUGAGGUCACGUCCUUCGCCAUCAAGGGCAUCCAGUUCUACUUCAUGUGGAAGGUGCGGAGCUUUCAGAAGUCUAUUCAAAGCGAGAUCGAAAUACCCGAUUCUGCUAUAGACCAACUCGCCGUCCUGCGCAAAAAGUACGACACCGGACUGAUCAAGACUUUAUCGUCGCGCGCUAUCAUCGACGAGAUUCGUAUUUUCGCGACUGGCGCUCUUUGUGACAUCCAUGUCCUCUUCGGCUCCUUGCGAAACUGGACCGAAGAGUCUCGUGGGAACGCCAACUACAGGAAGCUCACGAGGCUGGCACAUGAGCUCGAGCCCAAGCUCUUGCCUGAACUCAUCUCCAUUUACGAUGGUGUCGAGCGAAGCUUUGCCAAGCGAACGAAGAAGAUCCUUAACGAGCCGGCUGAGGACGAAGAACCCAUGGACGACGACGAUUCCGACGAAGAGGAGGACGAAGAUGAGGGCCUUAGUCAAGAGGAGAAGCUCGCCAUUGAGCUUAAGUCUGAAAAGGCCCUCUGUGAGCUGGCUGCCAAGUUCGUGCUCGCCAUCGUUCAAAAGGUCUUGGACCAAACAGGGCCCUACGCCGGAAAGCUUCGAAAGCGUCUUCUUCGAAAUCAGGGCAGGCUUGGCAAAAAUUUCGCCGAAGUGGUCGCUUACCUCGAUCCGUCCAAGGUCCGGGAGCAUUUGUAUGGCAAGAAGCAGGCAGCACAAAGGGCGAAGACGUCGGCCAAGCCAGCCGCUGCGAAGCCCAUGCGCAGCGAGGAGAUUGUUGUCGACGACGACGAUGAUGACGAAGAGGAAGACAUUUUUGCGGAAGCCGAACCUGAGCCGGAAGAGGGAUCCAAGGAAGACCUCCGGCGGCGAGAAUUGCUGGAGGAGGAAGAAGAAGAGGAGCCCGACGUGGAAGAGGUUAUUGCCAAUAAUGAUGCAGACGACGACGACGUAUUGGGCGACUGA
Colletotrichum higginsianum IMI 349063 is the source of this 3477-nucleotide messenger RNA. Its product is annotated as STAG domain-containing protein. Gene Ontology annotation, biological process: sister chromatid cohesion. Gene Ontology annotation, molecular function: chromatin binding. Bases 1 to 3477 code for a protein of 1158 amino acids. The record is from RefSeq and is a predicted model, not a curated record. Lineage: Eukaryota; Fungi; Ascomycota; Sordariomycetes; Glomerellales; Glomerellaceae. Gene Ontology annotation, cellular component: cohesin complex; chromatin; nucleus. The transcript has 3 exons.